AUGAUCCCGCUGUUGGUUCGCCGCUACGCCAUGGAUUUUAUGAAGAAAGAUACCGUCCUCAACCUUGCAAAUAUUCGUAACGCUCUUGUGCGCAUGGAGGACACAAUUGUGUUUGCGUUGAUCGAGCGGUCGCAGUUCUUUUCGCUGCCGCUGGUGUACCAACGGAACAAGUUCAACAUCCCCGACUUCGACGGCACCUUCUUGGAAUGGACAUUAUUGCAACAAGAAAAAGCUCACUCACAGAUUCGUCGUUUCGAAGCUCCCGACGAAACCCCUUUCUUCCCCGACCAGAUUUUACCCCCGAUCUUGCCUCCGAUUAACUAUCCCAAGGUGUUAGCGAAUUACUCGGACGAGGUCAACGCCAACAACGAAAUUAUGGACUUUUACAUCAACGAUAUCGUCCCCCAAAUUGCCGCCGCUGAAGGUGAACAGCCAGAAAACCUAGGGUCGGUGGCUUGUUGUGACAUCGAAUGUCUCCAGGCGAUUUCGCGGCGGAUCCAUUUCGGCAAAAUGGUGGCUGAAGCCAAAUUUCAAGGCGACCGCGAGUUAUACACUAAACUAAUCAAGGCUCAGGACGCUAAGGGGAUUGAGGAGUCGAUCACCAACCUGGCAGUGGAGGCGAAGAUUCUUGAGCGGUUGAUCGAAAAGGGUAAGUCUUACGGGACGGACCCUUCCCUCAAAUACUCGCAAAACCCCCAACUGAAGGUUGAUCCCGAGGUGAUCGCUAAGCUUUACAAGGACUGGAUCAUUCCGUUGACGAAAAAGGUUGAGGUGGAUUAUUUAUUGCGCCGGUUAGAAGACGCGGACUAG
Diutina rugosa is the source of this 810-nucleotide messenger RNA. RefSeq names its product chorismate mutase (gene ARO7). Gene Ontology annotation, biological process: chorismate metabolic process; aromatic amino acid biosynthetic process. Gene Ontology annotation, molecular function: chorismate mutase activity. Lineage: Eukaryota; Fungi; Ascomycota; Pichiomycetes; Serinales; Debaryomycetaceae. The coding region runs from base 1 to 810 and encodes 269 amino acids. The transcript has a single exon. Gene Ontology annotation, cellular component: cytoplasm. The record is from RefSeq and is a predicted model, not a curated record.